AGUUUUCAAAAAUAUCCAAAAACUUUUCAAAUAAUUGAGGUCUUAACUUUGUGUCGACUGAGUAAUACAACCCUUCGUCGUCGUGCUGUGUGAAAAACUUUUGGUCGCUUCAUUGCAUUUGUUGUGUGGAGUACGUAGAACUAUUUCCGUAUCUGAAGGAGCCCGUCAUUGAGAACACAACCAUACCCGAGUACACCAUGUGUCACAGUCACUUUAAACGGAAUGUUUUACUUAAUUAUGCCCCAGAAGAACUGAAUGAAAUUGUUUCACGCUUGGAUGCUGACAACGCCGACGACGAAAAGGAAACGGCUAUGGUUGAUGAGCGUGGUGGACAUCAGCAGAAGCAGCAGCAAAAUAAACCGCUCCAGCUAUAUUCAAAGUCCCAGCAGCAGCCACAUCAACAGCUACAACUACAGGAGAAGCUCUUCAGUGGUGGAAGGAUUUAUGGAUUGCGGGUGAUAUUUAAGCCAGCAUCGUUGAGACGGGAUGAGUCUGUUCCUGUGCACAUCCGUGGCGAGUACGCCUUUCUGGACCGAGCUAAUUUUGAAAAUGACGGCCGUCUGAUACCGGGAACGUAUUGUGAUUACUACUUUUUCGCCGACGAGGAGCAGAAAACCGUGACUAACGAGACAAAUGACGUGUGGAAAUAUUUCCAUUCGCCGCGAUAUCCUGCCAACUAUGCCGCCCACAUUCAGUGCACGUAUAAAUUUAUUGGAAGACCCGAAACGAGAGUUGAGGUUGUAUUUACUGAACUGAUCAUGCCAAAAAAUCAAGAAAAUUGCAAUUUGGACAAAGUUACCAUCUACGAUGCAGAGUCGCCCAACGUAUCCUCAAUCAUCGAUGUAAUCUGCGAAACAGUACACAACAAAAGAAUCUUCAGUAAUGGUCCAGAUCUUCUCAUCGAAUUCAACGCGAGCUCCAACCAAACCGCCAAAGGAUUUCGUGGUAAAUUUAAGUUUGUCGAUGCGAUUAAAUUGAAAAGGAACAAAACAGCAUCGUGGGUAAUUGCAAACCCCAAGCUAAACGAAGUUCUCUUUCAAGAGUCACAUCGCACAAUACUGACCAACACCAACAACAUGGCCACCACCAACACCGGAAGUGGUUCAAGUUCAUUGCUACUGGUCAAUCCACUGGCACUGGUACCUAUAAGUUGAGCUGGCACGUGAAAGACAUUAUAAAGAAAAAGAAGAAGAAGAAGAAGAAGAUGAAGAAGAAGAAGAAGAAGAAGAAGAAGAAGAAGAAGAAGAAGAAGAAGAAGAAGAAGAAGAAGAA
Messenger RNA from Episyrphus balteatus (marmalade hoverfly), 1272 nucleotides. RefSeq lists its product as uncharacterized. The coding region runs from base 198 to 1154 and encodes 318 amino acids. Gene Ontology annotation, cellular component: plasma membrane. The record is from RefSeq and is a predicted model, not a curated record. Lineage: Eukaryota; Metazoa; Arthropoda; Insecta; Diptera; Syrphidae. The transcript has 7 exons.